AGCGUCUCCGCGGCGGCGGAGGGUCGAGGCCUCGCAGGAUGCGGCGCCCGCCGAGCAGAGUGAGUCGGGAACGUUCGCGACCCCAGCCUCGGCCAGGACGGAGAGGAAGGCCUGGGACGACAGGCACCACGUUGUCUUCUCCAACCACAACCUGCAGAAGAAUGUCCGGUCAUACUUCGACCGGCCGAGGGAAGUCGAUAGCUUCGGUGAGAGGCACGAUCCGCCGAUGAGGACGAGCUGGAGACUCGAGUCGAGCACCUCCGAGGGGGCGUCGGCGAAGAACCCCACGAUCUCGACCGCGCUGCCGCCGUCCUCGCUCGCGAGGUCGGUGUCCACGCCCGACAUGGUCACCAUAGUGAACAUCGAGCGAGGGAGCGAGUUCCGCGACUCGCAGCGGAAGUGGAAUCCCCGACAUCACGUUGUCUUCAACAAGGACAAUCCGAAGCUCCCGCCCGCCCAGCGGGACUACUUCGAGCGCCCCCGGCCGAUCAUGUGGUGAGCGCCUCCGUCCGAACGCCGGAGGAGGAACGGAGGAGGAGGAUGAGAGGAUGACAAGGGGGACGGAUCGGGCAACCGAUUCUUUUGGCUCUUCGCGUAGCCUUCUGCCUUUGUUCAUUACGCUUCCUUCGCAAGCUGCGAGGGGCAAGUUGUUUCGAUGCGUAAACUUGCUCUCGAGCAGCCGUUUAGUCCCACCUUGCGGGAUGCCGCGUUUCACGAGUCGAGCGGCAUUGGCGUGCGCAGGGAGCCAACCUCCCUAGGAGGUUGCAGCGGGCGCAUGGAAAUGGAGCCAGUCGGAGGCCAG
Messenger RNA from Prorocentrum cordatum, 802 nucleotides. Lineage: Eukaryota; Dinophyceae; Prorocentrales; Prorocentraceae. The record is from the annotation of a GenBank genome assembly.